Molecule: messenger RNA, 1216 nt
Organism: Colias croceus (clouded yellow)
Lineage: Eukaryota; Metazoa; Arthropoda; Insecta; Lepidoptera; Pieridae
Product: dynein regulatory complex protein 9-like
Exons: 9
Coding region: 32-1192 (386 amino acids)
Biological process (GO): cilium organization
Cellular component (GO): motile cilium; cytoplasm
Molecular function (GO): protein binding
Source: RefSeq, a predicted model, not a curated record
UUUUUUAUACAAAUGUUUAUUAUUUUUAAGUAUGCUGCAAAUUAGUUCAAGCUUAACGAUAAACAGUGUGCCGUGGGGCCGGGCUAGUGACCUCAGUAUGUCGUCAACAAGCAGUUCUAAAGCCUCUCAGGACUCAACAGACCUAAAUGUGAUAUACUUCGACAGACAUAGCCUGCCGUAUUUCAAAGCUUGUAUGUUUGCUACGAUAUUAGAAGAUGCUAUGAUGCAAACAAAUAUUCUUCAAUCAUGUAACACAGAGCUUCAGCUUAACAAAAUAAAGGGCGCAAUGACGCAGCUUCUCGCUGACAAAUUUGGUGUCGUUAGAAAAGAAGUUAAAGACGAGCUGGACCUCAUUGAUCCGAAAAACUUAGGCUGCUUAGAGUAUAAGAUUGACAAGUUGGAAAACGACAGGAACUUUUUAUAUCAAGUUUUGAAGGAAACAUACUUGGAUCUAUCGAAACAUCGCCGAUGUCAUGCACUCUUUGAUCAUGUUUGUAAAAUUAACAAUAAACACGACUAUCGUGAGAAUUUGAUUGAAAUUGAAGCCAAAAAUAGGAUAGUCCGUCGUGAUUUGAACCGACAACUGCGUCAGCAACGAAACCACUUCAAGUCCGUCACUUACGAUAGCAACACAGUCAUCGACGAACUCAAAAAUAAAGUUGGAGACGCAGCGUUAAAUGUAGAAAUCUGCGACCGAUACGUCAAAAACUGGCAAAAUGCGCGCACCGAGCAGCACACACAGAGGAUAUGGGAUAAAGAAGCUCCUUGCACACAAGUAAUCGAAUUCUAUAAGCAAAAGAUCGACCAAGAGCAACGCGUGCACACAGAAGUGGAGCUACUUAUUAGUAUUCUUAUAAACGAAACGUUGGAUAAAGUUGAACACUGGAUGGCCAAGUAUGAAAAAGAUAUGGAGGCAAUGGAUUUAAAGAUCCAGCUUAAAAAGAACGAGUGGGAGAAUACGGAGGAACGUAGAAUUCAGCUCGAGGAAAAGCUCAAGAAACACGGCGAAGAAAUAACAGACUGGGUGAGCUUCAAGGACAAGCGCGAAGCAGACCGCUUGUACCGGGAGAACAUGAACAAGUCGGCGUGCAUGAUACAGGCCUGGUGGCGCGGCCUGCUCGUGCGGCUCGAGCUGGGCCCCUACAAACCGGUCAAGAAGCGACCCACGCAAGAUAAGAAGAAGAAGAAAUAAUUUGAUAUUUGCUUCCAAGGUCGA